AAGCUGAGUGUGCUGGACGUGUGCUGCCACAGGCGCAAGGUCCUAGCCCGCGAGCAGCACCUGGCUCGACUUGUGCAGCAGCAGCAGCAGCAGCAGCGGCGGGGGGGUCCGAACAUGGCAGCAGGCAACGGGGAGGAGAGGGGCGGCGGCAGCGGCAGUGGGGACGGCUGGGAGGAGGGCGAUGACAGCUGGUGGGCUGAGCUGGCGGACGGCUGGACGGAGGGGAGCACCGCCGCCGCCACCGCUUCCCAGCAGCAGCAGCAGCAGCAGCAGCAAGGACAUGGGCAGCAGCAGCGAUACGGGGGUGUUGUUGGUGGUAGUAGUGGUGGUGAUGGUGCCCCCUUCGCCAUUCACAGCCGAACGAGCCGAAUGAGAAAUCAACCCAGCCGCCAACAACCGGUUGCGGUGACCCAUGGGUCAUCGCCCACUCGCCACGUAACGGCUGAUGAGCCGCUGCCGUUGUACGGCAGGAGCUCCUUCACGCAGCCUGGUGGCGGCAGUACGGCGCCUGCUGCUGGACUGCAACGGGAUGGCAGCGGCCGCGGCAGUGAUGACAGCAACGACAGCAGUGACGGCGGUGGCGGUGGCGGUGGUGGUGCCACUGCUGCUGCUGCGCGGAUGUUGUCCGUGGUGAGCGUUACGGACACGGAGGCCUACUUCAGUGCGGGGGAGCAGGAGGAGGAGCCGCCGCUGCCGCCGCCGGCACCGCCGCCGCCGCCGCCGCCGGGCAUGCUGACGCCACCCACUGGCCCCCUUGUUGAGGGCAGCGAUGGGAGUCACUCACCAACGACUGCUGACCUACCAAAGCCGCAUGGACCUCCUCCUCCUUUGCCACCUCCUCCUCUUCUCAGCGCCCCCGCAGCCUCCACUUGCCUUCCCGCCACCGACGCUCAAGCCCCCCACGCUCACCACGCCUGUCCCCAAGCUGCCCAACCCCGCCC
Messenger RNA from Astrephomene gubernaculifera, 941 nucleotides. The record is from the annotation of a GenBank genome assembly. Lineage: Eukaryota; Viridiplantae; Chlorophyta; Chlorophyceae; Chlamydomonadales; Astrephomenaceae.